Messenger RNA from Cuscuta campestris, 1731 nucleotides. NCBI's taxonomy places the organism in Eukaryota, Viridiplantae, Streptophyta, Magnoliopsida, Solanales, Convolvulaceae. The record is from the annotation of a GenBank genome assembly.
CGAUCUGCUAUCUAGCUUUGAUCUCCUAGACGAACCAACAAGAGUCGCUGCCGGGGAGGUUCAGAUUGAAACUCCUUCCUGGGAGCCACCGUUCCACAACUCUCCGCGUUUUCAGUCUCGCUGAUCACAAUUUCAUAGAACCGAAGUUUCGAUCCCUCCAGGAAUACAAAGGCCUUCCAUCGGAGCUCCGCCGGAAACUACCUUGCCGUAAGGCAUCUAUCAGUUACUUGUUUUCGUUGUCCUGCCCAUUUGACGUUGCCACAAGCGGCGGGCAAAAUCACUGUGACAACUCCAGCGGUGGGAACCAGGAGAGCGGAGUAGGUUUUGUCUUAGAUUCUGAGGAUUGGAAGGAAGCUUUUGAGUUUAGAUGAGUUUAUCCUGCUCGUGUUAGUAGUUGAAGUUUUUUGAGCAGGAGAAUAUGUUUUGGAGGGAAAGGGAGAGGGAAAACAAAGAGCUUAAUGGCGGCCCCCCUUGCGGGCAGGUCAGGGUGCUUGUUGUUGGAGACUCAGGUGUAGGAAAGACCUCUCUUGUUCAUCUUAUUAACAAAGGUUCUUCCAUUGCUCGCCCUCCUCAAACAAUUGGCUGUUCAGUAAGCGUAAAGCAUACUAUUUAUGGGAAUCCUGGUAGCUCUUCAAGUAGCAUUCAAACGGAUAGUGAGCGAGACUUUUUCAUUGAGCUUUGGGAUGUAUGUGGGCAUGACCGAUACAAAGAUUGCCGUUCUCUGUUCUACUCUCAAAUCAAUGGUGUUAUUUUUGUCUAUGAUCUUUCUCAAAGAAGGACAAAAUCAAGCUUGCAAAAGUGGGCUGCAGAAAUUGCUUCUUCAGGAACAUUCUCAGCUCCUCUAGCUUCUGGAGGCCCUGGAGGCCUUCCAGUCCCUUACAUUGUCAUUGGCAAUAAAGCAGAUAUUGCUUCAAAGGAGAGCACUAGAGGGAGCAGUGGGAACCUUGUUGAUGUAGCUCGCCAGUGGGUUGAGAAGCAGGGUCUUCUGCCAUCAAGCAAAGAACUUCCAUUGACUGAAAGUUUCCCUGGAAAUGGAGGCAUUUUUGCGGCUGCCAAAGAAGCAAGAUAUGACAAGGAAGCAUUGCAGAAAUUUUUUCGAACGUUGAUCAGGAGGAGAUACUUUUCGGAUGAGUUACCAGGUAGCACUUGGGCCACCUCAAUUGACAAACCGUUGCAGUGGAGUGAAAUUUCAAGUGAAGAGGAUAACUUGUACAAGAGUCCAAACUUGAGUUUGAUAGGUGACUCUUACAAAUAUAGCAACAGCAACACACUCCCUCCUCUGCCUGCGCAGCACAAUCUUCCACCGCCUCCCACGCUCUAUCCUCAACAACCAAUGUCAACUCCUGAUAAUAAUAAUAACUACCGCAUCCCGAGAUUUGGCUCCCAAGAAUUUGGCAACUCUAGUAGCAGCAUUACUAGUAGUAGUAGAUAUAAGCGUACAGAUAUUAAUGUUUGAUUUAAUCUUCUUCAUUCCAUUUUGUGUCGUCGUCCAUUCAUGUCUUGGCUGUGAUGUUAGGCUUUCAUUUAUGAAGAUUUAUUGAUUAUUUUUAUGUGAUAUGCACUCUGUGUUUUGCUUUGUGGAUGCAAGUCUUUCUCUUUGAUUUGCAUGUGAAAAAGUAUUAAUUGUGAUCAUUUUUUUUGUGGCAAUGGGAUUUUGUGCUCUUAGUGGUUUGUUCAUCUUACUGGCGGCUUCAUGUUUUCUUUUCCCGGCAAUAGAAUAUUACAGUAUGU